Molecule: messenger RNA, 6236 nt
Organism: Polistes dominula (European paper wasp)
Lineage: Eukaryota; Metazoa; Arthropoda; Insecta; Hymenoptera; Vespidae
Gene: kibra
Product: WW and C2 domain containing protein kibra
Biological process (GO): cell migration; negative regulation of organ growth; regulation of DNA-templated transcription
Cellular component (GO): cytoplasm
Molecular function (GO): kinase binding; molecular adaptor activity
Source: RefSeq, a predicted model, not a curated record
UAUAUUUCUUCUCUCUCUCUCUCUCUCUCUCUCUUUCUCUCUUUCUCUCUCUCACUGUUUGAUUGUUCCAACGUGGUGCGCGUCGUGAUCGAUCGAUCGAUCGAUCGAUCGAUAUUUUCCGUCGUGCUAAAAAGUAAAAAGUACAAGAAAAGAAGCAAAUAGAUUGGUAAGAUUGGGAGAAUGUCGUAUUGCCGUCGGACCGUCGUCGACGUCGACGGAUUCGUGCGUGAGUGUUGGUCGCUUUCACGAAGGAAUAAAUAAGAACAAAUCUAGAAGAAGGUAACGGAACGUUCGCAUGACAAUCAUCCCAGUGAUUACUAAUUUGUGGAUUAUUUUACGAUCGAUGCGUCGAGCGGAGGCGCGCGCGCGCGCGCUCCGGUAAAUAAUACAAAAAAAGGAAGAGAAAAAGAAGAGAAAAAGAAGAGAAAGAAGAACGGUACCCCGACGGUACUCGGUGAUGAAACGGCAAACCAACUUGCCGACGUCGUCAAAGUUUUUUUUAAAAAGAAAAGGAAACGUUGGUCGUUUGGCCGGCACACAGCCGGCCGGCUACGAACGCCACCGCCGUCGCCGCCGCCGCUGCUGCUGCUGGAAUUCCGCUCGAGAGGAAUCCGAAGGCGGAGACUUUGACGUCACUUGGCUCAUGAUAAUGAAGUAUUCAUGAUGGCGGAGUAGCAAGGAAGGAAUAUAUAUACAUAGUGCACGUGCGCGCGUGCGAUCCUCGAGUAGUUUUCUUCGUCGCGCGAGUUGCGUCAGGGAAGUUGCGUCCAAGUUGCGCUCAAGUUGCGCUCAAGUUGUGUCCAAGUUGCGGCGUCGAGGUUCUCUAACUUCGAACAGGACCGUCGUCGGACUGCCGGUCGCCCCACUCCACUCUUCUACUCGGGCCGGCCCCUCACCACACCGCCUCCCGCCCCUCGGUCAUUUACCACCCUCCGUAUAUGUGUGCGCGCGCCUCUUUCGAGCGUGUGCUCGCGCGCGCGCACGGAGAUAUGCGCCCGUCGACCGCCGCCGCUCGGUGAUAGAGAGUUUUGGAUGGAUUUAGAGCGCAGUGAAAUAUGCCAAGGAGACGGAAUGGGGAGAUACCGCUACCGGAAGGGUGGGACGUCGCGCAGGAUUUCGAUGGGAAGGUUUACUUCAUCGAUCACAACACAAGGAAGACUACGUGGAUCGAUCCUAGGGAUAGAUUUACAAAGCCGCAAACGUUCGCCGAUUGCAUCGGAAACGAGCUUCCCCUUGGUUGGGAAGAGGCCUAUGACAAACACGUGGGUGCUUAUUACAUCAAUCAUGUUAAUCAAACGACUCAGCUCGAAGAUCCGCGACAGGAAUGGCGGGCAAUUCAAGAAGCCAUGCUACGAGAAUACCUUCAAACAGCGCAGGACGUACUCGAGGCAAAGAAGGAGAUUUACGACGUGAAGCAACAGAGGCUGUGUCUGGCUCAAGAUGAGUACAAUCACCUCAACAACGCAUUAACGACGCUCGGCGCAUCGCGUACCAGCCUGUGUUCGAGCUCGAGUUCCUUGAGUACCAAGUACGAUCCAGAUCUAUUGAAAUCCGAUGUCGCGCUUGCGAGGAGCCGAGUGUCUCGGCUCAAACGAGAGCUCGAACAAAUUCGAGCAGAGAUGAAUUGCACGCAACGAGGAGUCGACACACUUGCUAGCGUUGAACAAAAGCUGAGCGGCCACCAUGGAGGUUGUUACAAUAUUACGGAAGCUCAGGCAAUCAUGACGGAGUUAAGAAAUAUUCAAAAGUCUUUGAGCUCCGGUGAAAAAGAAAAGGCAGAGUUGAUGCAAUCGUUGGCUCAAUUAAAAGACGAAUUGACGAGGUUGCAGCUUUGCGAGGGUAGCCCGGAGGCUAGUACUCUUAGUUUACCUCAGGAAAAGCUCAGUACUGCUUCCCAGACAGAUCUUUCCGGUGAAUUGGUGCCAAUUGGUACGAGACUAGCUGAAAUGGCGAGAAUGAGGCUACAAUACGAUGAAGCGAGAAAGAGGAUACAACAUAUUCAACAACAGUUGGCCGAUCUCGAAGAAAAAGUGACUCCUGGUCAAACGGAAAGCGAUAAGGACAAGUUAUUACUAUUUCAGGAAAAGGAACAAUUGUUGAGAGAAUUGCGUAGCAUAACUCCAAGGACGAGGACUCAACAGGAUAUGAAGAAGAUACAGUGCGAGAUACGACGUCUCGAGCAGGAUCUUAACAAUGCCCUGGAAUUGUCGAACAAGACGAUUACGGAUCGAGUUAGGUUGCACGAAGAGAAGCAAAUGUUGCUUCAACAAUUGCGAGAUGCUUUGCGUUCUAUGGCGAUGUUGGAGGGACAAUUAAAGAGUCUCAGUGCUAGUACGCUAUCGGUUAGCAGUAGUUCGAGUCUUGGUAGUCUUAGUACGACAAGUAGUAAAGGAUCUCUCAGUUCCGGGCUUAGUUUUACCGAUAUUUAUGGCGGACCGCAAUGCUUGGGAUCCGUUGGUACCUCUCAACAGGAUCGACCCGUCGAUAUGGUUGAUUUACAUAGGCGGGUAGAACGAUUGCUUAGAGGCUCAGAACAGAACAAUUAUAUUAACACACCUUCUCCAGGAAGAUCUCAACCGAGUCUUUCCCCUCGGUCGAGUCUUUCGAGCGUGAGUCCACCGGUCUCACCCCUUUACGAGAAUGCUCCUAUGGGUCCACCACCCGCGUACGAGCAAGUGGAAUUACAGAGAAGACAACAGAGGUCGGCCUUGUCGUCGAGUCUUAUGGUUUCUUCCUGUGCCCAUUUGGAUGGCAGUCAGCUUGAGGACAGACUGACCGAAUUAAGGCUAAGUCAGCAACAAAAUACUCCUCAAGAGCAGCAACAACAGCAGCAGCAGCAACAACAACAACAACAACACCACCACCACCAACAACAACACCAACAACAACAACAGGUUUCUCUUCCUCCACACGAUCGUCUUAAGCUCGUCGUUGGCCCUCAUCCACCCGUCGAAUUACAAUCUAGCAACAUGUCACAAGGUAGCGGCUUGGGUAGGCCUGCUACAACCCUUACGGGAUGUAUCAUGCAAUUGCAAGAACCGCCACCUUUAUCGCCUAUCAGCGAAACACCACCGCCUACGGGUAUACGUUCUAGGGCUAGUAGUUCCGGCACCAAUACCAGAUCUGUAUCUGCUGCGGUUUCCGACGAAAGCGUUGCCGGUGACUCGGGUGUUUUCGAGGCAUCCAAUCGCCGAAGACUUUCUGGAUUGAUCGGAGAUGCCGCUGAUCCUCUUGUAUCUGCCGAAAUGAGUUUAGAAACGGCCCAAGUGCAGAUUAAACUUCGAUAUUCCGUGAGCGAUGGCCUACUUCAUAUUGGCAUCGAGCGUGCACGAAAUCUGGCUGCCCUUUUUAUACCAAACAAUACACAAGUAUAUAUAAAAGCUGCGUUAUUGCCGAUGCAACCGCCUGUUAAUCAAAUGUGUUGUACGAAAGCAGUGACGGAUCUUCGAAAGCCAACGUUCGGCGAAAUAUUUCCCGUCGCUGUUCCUUUGAACAAGCUCUAUACGAAGACCCUGCAGGUGAACGUUUGGUGUACUGGCAACGAGUUUGAGGAGUGCUUGGGGUCCGCCCAAGUCUCGCUUGCAGACUUCAGUCCAGAAUCGCCGAGCGUAAAAUGGUACAACAUACUUUCCUUUCGUUUUAUGCAGCCGUCCGAUAGUCCCAAUACCAGUACUGCUAAUAAUAGUGCCUCGACUAGUACAACGAAACAGGCUAAACACGAUAAACAAGAGUCGGACAUUUCGGUUUAUCGUGGAAUACAAAAUGCCAAGGAAGAAAGUAGCGACGAAAGUACCAUCAUUAGUUCUCAAACGUCGACGUUGACGAGAAAUCAGGGUUGCGAUGAACUUCAAACCGCUGUAUCUAUUAGACUAGAAGAAUUGGCCAAUUGUUUGGGUAGCCCGGAAGAAGAAGACGAGGACGGUGGUGGCUGUGGUGGUGGUGGUGGUGGUGCUGGUGGUGCUGGUGGUGGUGUUGGUGCUGGUGGUGACGGUGACGGUGACGAUGGUUCUGAUAGUGGCAGCGAAGACAGUGAAGAAGAAGAAGGCUAUAUCAUGGAAUUUAUGAUGGAAGAUAAUGUUCUGGAAGAUGUUUUAGAGCACGAGGAGGAAGAAGAGCUUAACGAAGAAACGAAACUAACUCAGGAUAAGGAGACCAACACGGAAUGUAUUUUUAUCCCAGAACAAGGGAAACAGAGAAAGCUUUCGACAGCUGGAGUAGUACAAGGGGCUAUUCACGACGAUAAAAAUUCAAUCGUGAUAAAGAGGAGUCAAACGUUUUCACCGAGUGCUGCUGUCAGCAAGAAUCAUUACAUCUGUCGUCUCAAUCGAAGCGAUAGCGACAGCAGCAUGCCACUAUAUCGUAGAGGUGGGCCCUUUCAACGAAACUCCGUAGAAAGACGUUCGCUUCGUUGGAGGCGACCGUCAUCGGCCUUAAGUUGUAAGACAACCUCGAAAAAAUCCAAUCACUUGCCUCCAACUGCCAGGACAUCGUUGGAUCUCGAAUUAGAUCUUCAAGCACAACACGCUAGACUGCACAAUCUUCAGGACGAACUUAACAGUUUGCGAGAAUUAAAGCAACGAAUGGAACAGGCACGCGAGAAGGGAGACACCGAUCUAGCCAGUUGGUUACUAGAGGAUCACAAGUUUGUAACUUUGAUGGCACAAGCUGAGAGCGGUAGAAACGGAAAGAGUGCGGAGGAUAAGAAGGUGGAGAAGAUGUUGAAGAAGACGUCGAAAGAAAUAUAUAAAUUGAGAAAGACAAAGGCCGGCAAAGGAAAACCUGACAUCAUAUCUUUUAAAGAAAAAAUGGCAUUUUUUACGCGGGUAAACGUAAACGUUCCUGCUCUACCGUCGGACGAUUUAUCUCCAGAAAGCUCGAUACUGUCGACAGACGCGUCCUUGCAAAAGAAAUACACGUCCGAACCACUAGCAGCACAAAGUGAAAAUGUUUUGAGAAGUAGUGCUAGUGCCAUGGGUAACGAAGUAUCGCUAGUAAGUGCCGGUAGUAGUAGCAGCAUCGUACAUCGUUCGACAGAUGUUGACACUACAACAAACAAUACCAGCAACAAAAGCGUCAAUUCAAAAGGCCGGCCAAACACUACGGAGAAUGGUCAGAAAGAAGAUGCCGAAAACUCCGAGGAUAAUGCCAACGGGGAGCCUAAGAGAUACGAGUACGUUGUCGAUAGAGUUCUUGGUGUCGAAGUUUAACAUUCAGCCUGCUUUUCAUUUUUUUUUUUUUUCUUUUUUUUUUGUUAUUCUUUCUUUCUACAUUGAUCUGAACAUUUGUACUGUUCAAUUAUAUGAUAUUAUAUUGAUGAUCAUUGAUGUCAUCAUCAGUUGCGAUCAAAGGAAAUCCUCUUAUCAAGCGGGUCGCUAUAAAAGCGACCGACGAUUACGAGGAUUUUAGGCCAGGUCUUUAAUCUUUUGCGUUCAUCGAUUUUAGAGGUGCCAUGCAAAAGAAUAGUUUGUAAAGAGUCAUAAUUUUUCUCCCCCCCCCUUUUUUUAUUUAUUUAUUUUUUGUCCGUCGCACUCGACUGUGUAAACCGAUGCAGCAACCCUGACUCGUUAACAUUUUCUUUUUUUGUAUUGUCUUAUACGGGCCGAUUUGCGGAAUAGAUGGAAUGCGCGCGUUUAACUUUUAGAAAAAGCGUUCUGUACAUAUGCGAAACAAUUGUAAGUUAUUUAAACGACGAGAUUCGUCGAUAUCAAUCUUUAAUUUAAUUUUGUUAAAUUUUCCCUUUCUUCGUCUUCGUCUUCGUCUUCGUCUGCGUCCCUCUUUCUGUAGUAAUUUUUUGGCUGUUAUUCCGUUCGUUUUCUCUGCGAAUCAGAGCACACGACCCACCGAAUGCAGCUGGUCUGCGAUUUGAAAAGAAGAAGAAGAAGUAGAAAAAAAAAAAAAAAAAGAGUUAGUAAUUAAAAAUAAAAAGAAAAUUGAAAAGUUAUGCCCUGGUUGGCUGAACUUCGCUUUGACUCUCGGCACUGCCAUUUUCUUCGUAACGUUGUUGUGUGUAUUCGUUUUUAUUAAAGCGGUGUUGAGAAGAGUCGUCGAGAAAAACUCGACGACGACGACGACGACGACAAAAGAAAAAGUGCCUUUAAAAUAAAUUAACACGCCGCUCUGAAGAUGUAUAAUUUAUUAUUGUAUUUUAUAUCGUUUGCCACUGACCGUUCUCCGAGGAAAAAGAAAACGAAAGAAAACGAAAGAAAACAAAAGAAAACAAAAGAAAAGAAGAAGAA